Dentiscutata heterogama is the source of this 344-nucleotide messenger RNA. The record is from the annotation of a GenBank genome assembly. Lineage: Eukaryota; Fungi; Glomeromycota; Glomeromycetes; Diversisporales; Gigasporaceae.
GACAUAGACACGCUCAAUAUAAAAGUAAUACUUCGAACAGAACUCGUUCUUUACGUUCCAAUAUCAAUGAUUCAUUAAACUGUACUAAAAAACGAGAAGAAAUUGGUUUUAAAAAAGUUAUGGUAUCUGAUAUUUUAGCCAUUAGAAAUAAUGAUGAUGAAGAAUACGCAUUAUUAGCUUAUAAAGAUACUAAUUUGAUACCAGAUUGGCAACCUGUUCGAAACCUCAGAAAUGCUACAGCUCUUCUUGAAAAAUUUUGGCAAAAGCAAGCUUCUCGGUCUUGUCAAUUAGUUAACGCAACUGAUUCCUCUUCAAAUAUCGUUAAUACUAUUGAUGAUAGUUAA